This is a messenger RNA of Vombatus ursinus (common wombat), 1074 nucleotides long. It is a transcript of the gene EMC4, whose product is annotated as ER membrane protein complex subunit 4. Gene Ontology annotation, cellular component: EMC complex. The coding region runs from base 153 to 704 and encodes 183 amino acids. NCBI's taxonomy places the organism in Eukaryota, Metazoa, Chordata, Mammalia, Diprotodontia, Vombatidae. The record is from RefSeq and is a predicted model, not a curated record. Gene Ontology annotation, biological process: protein folding in endoplasmic reticulum. The transcript is spliced from 5 exons.
UUUGGGAGGGGUGGCCGGGGCUUUGCGGGGUCGCGCUCUCGGGAUCUGGGGCUGUCUCCGGUGGAGGGCGGUUGGGGUCUCCGGUGCGUCCCGGGAAGCUAAGCAGUCUGGGUCCGCUUCCUUCUCCGCGGCGUUAGGAGGCAGCCGUUGCCAUGACAACCCAGGCAAGUUUGGUGGCGAACCGAGGCCGCCGUUUCAAAUGGGCCAUUGAGCUGAGCGGCCCUGGAGGAGGCAGCAGGGGCCGAAGUGACCGGGGAGGAGGCCAGGGAGAUUCCAUGUAUCCAGUGGGUUACCUGGACAAGCAAGUGCCAGAUACCAGCGUCCAGGAAACAGACCGGAUCCUGGUAGAAAAGCGUUGCUGGGACAUCGCCCUGGGUCCCCUCAAACAGAUCCCUAUGAACCUUUUCAUCAUGUAUAUGGCAGGCAACACUAUCUCCAUCUUCCCCACCAUGAUGGUGUGUAUGAUGGCCUGGCGGCCCAUUCAAGCACUUAUGGCCAUUUCAGCCACUUUCAAGAUGCUGGAAAGUUCAAGCCAGAAGUUCCUCCAGGGCUUGGUCUAUCUCAUUGGGAACCUCAUGGGGUUGGCUUUAGCUGUCUAUAAGUGCCAGUCCAUGGGGCUGCUGCCUACUCAUGCAUCAGACUGGUUGGCUUUCAUUGAACCCCCUGAGAGAAUGGAAUUCAGUGGUGGUGGGCUACUCUUAUAAUGAAGGGAAAACGUGAAUUGGUGCCCCUCUCACACUUGGAUCCCAUUUGAUUUUUGUCACUAGUCCCUUCUCAGUAACACUUUAGUCUGUUCUGUUCUGCAAAGGUCUCCUGUGCUGAAAAGAAGAAUCAAAAAACUUCUCUUCUCAAAGGUAAAAAAGAACAAAGCUAAUAGGAUUAGAGUACCAACAAAGAAAAACUACAGAGAUACUCCUGGCUGAAAAUAAUGUAAAAAACUUUAUUUAUGUUUCCAAUACAGAGCAAAAACAACAAUCAAAACCGUAAUUCCAUGUAAACAAAAGAAUGGCUGCUUCAGCCUCUCCUCUCAAUAAAUUAAACUGCUCAGAACGGCUCUUGGAAAAGAAAACAAAA